Daldinia caldariorum is the source of this 1281-nucleotide messenger RNA. Its product is annotated as putative aminotransferase class I and II family protein. Gene Ontology annotation, biological process: biosynthetic process; amino acid metabolic process. The transcript is spliced from 8 exons. Gene Ontology annotation, molecular function: pyridoxal phosphate binding; transaminase activity. NCBI's taxonomy places the organism in Eukaryota, Fungi, Ascomycota, Sordariomycetes, Xylariales, Hypoxylaceae. Bases 1 to 1281 code for a protein of 426 amino acids. The record is from RefSeq and is a predicted model, not a curated record.
AUGGCCAGUUCUAUAUCACAAGGUCUAGUAGACGAAGCCGUCGCGAAGGUGUUUCUUGGAGUAGCAGAAAAUCUCUUAUUAUACGAGGAUAUAUCUACCUUCAUCAAGAACAAUUUGACGAUUAGCCCAGAUGACCAAUUUGGCUAUGGCGUGGGCCCACGGGGAUCGCCACGUCUCAAAAAGGCCCUGACAUCGUCCUUCCAAAACAAUUUUGACGCAGAAAGGCCAAUACGAGAAGAGAAUCUUCUUAUUCUUCCCGGAGUAGGAGGGGCUCUGGAUGCUCUGGCAUGGUCUAUCUGUGAUGAUGGCGAGGGUAUCAUCAUUCCGGUACCAUUUUGGUCCGGUAUCUCACAAGGUGUUGGUGAACGAACCCGCGGGGUGAUGAUACCCGCCAUCUAUCAGUCUAUUGAGGGAUACCAGGGUCUCGAUGAUCUCUUCGAUCCCGAGAUCAACAAGAAGGCGUUAGAAAAAGCCUUGCAGCAGGCCACCAAGGAUAAUGUGAAAGUCAAGGGCGUGAUGCUGUGCAAUCCGCACAACCCUUUGGGGAGAUGCUGCCCAGUGGAAACCUUAAGGGAGAUCGCUGGCUUUUGCGGCCAGCACAACCUGCACCUGAUUUCUGACGAAGUUUUUGCCAUGUCUGUUUACGACAACCUAGAAGUCCCAGAUACAGUCCCGUUCACGUCCGUAUUAGCCUUGGACCUUGAAGACAAGAUUGAUCCUCGAAAUGUCCAUGUUGCUUACGGCAUGGGUAAAGACUUCUGUGCAGCCAGGUUUCGAAUUGGCGUGCUACACUCUAGGAAUGAAGCUGAGUUUCUAUUUAGCGUUCUUGGAUGGGUACCAUAUAUUGUGCAAGACAUGUGGGCUAGCAUCCUGACGGACGAUGAAUUCCGGAUCGACUUUAUGCACAAGAACCGCAGGCUGCUUGCAGAGCACUCCGAAAUCUUGACUGCCUUCCUACGGGAAUAUGAUAUUCCAUAUUACUCCAAGGUCAACGCUGGUGUUUUCGCCUGGGUAAGUCUGCAGCGCUAUCUUCGUGAUAAGUCGGAAGAUUCAGCUACCAAUUCGUUCAAGUCUAACGGUCAAUUCUAUCGAGAGCGUGAGAUGACACUGUGGGAUCGCUUACUUGCGUCUGGUGUAGGGCUUGGCCUCGGCGGCUGGUAUUCUUCAGAAGAGCCAGGCUGGUUUCGCAUCAGCUUUGCUGUCGAAAAGGAAGCGUUGCGCAUCGGGCUCGAGAGGCUAAUUAAAACCUUGCGGCAGGUGGAAGCAGAGGGCUGGAAAUAG